AUGAGGGCUCGCACCGAUGGCUUCCGAGAGUUGUGCGUUGGCAUUAAUGCACAUCAACUUGGAGGCCGUAUGCGUUUUGCAAACCACUCGCGCACUGCCAACGCGCGCUUCUUCGAGUUCGCGAAAAGUAGACGCCAUACUGUCGUGGUCGUGACUACGCAAGCAAUCUUCCCCGGACAGUAG
Messenger RNA from Phytophthora sojae, 183 nucleotides. RefSeq lists its product as hypothetical. The coding region runs from base 1 to 183 and encodes 60 amino acids. The record is from RefSeq and is a predicted model, not a curated record. Gene Ontology annotation, molecular function: protein binding. Lineage: Eukaryota; Oomycota; Peronosporomycetes; Peronosporales; Peronosporaceae. The transcript has a single exon.